This is a messenger RNA of Nicotiana tabacum (common tobacco), 770 nucleotides long. The record is from RefSeq and is a predicted model, not a curated record. Lineage: Eukaryota; Viridiplantae; Streptophyta; Magnoliopsida; Solanales; Solanaceae.
UUGGAUGAGUUUUAUGAAGGACUUAUUGAGCAGCAUCUCAAUCCCAAUAGGCCAAAAUUAAUGGAAGGAGAUAUUAUUGAUCUUUUGCUCCAAUUAAAGAAAGAGGAUUCAACUCCAAUCAAUAUCACUUUGGACAAUAUAAAGGCAAUUCUCAUGAAUAUAUUUGCAGCUGGAACAGACACUGUGGCGACAUCAUUACUUUGGGCAAUGACAGCAUUGAUAAUGAACCCGAAAGCCAUGAAGAAAGUCCAAGAAGAAAUAAGAAAAUCAGUUGGAAAGAAAGGAAUGGUGAAUGAAAAUGAUAUACAAAAUUUUCACUAUCUUAAAGCAGUGAUAAAGGAGACAUUUAGAUUGUAUCCUCCAGCUCCAACUCUUGUGGCAAGAGAAACAAUUCAAAAAUCCAUACUAGAAGGGUAUAAAAUUCCACCAAAGACUAUUAUUUACGUUAAUUAUUGGGCUAUCGCGAGGGAUCCUGAAUACUGGAAAAAUCCAGAAGAGUUUAUACCCGAGAGAUUCUUGAAUAGCAAUAUCGACUACAAGGGCCAAGAUUUUGAGUUUAUUCCAUUUGGAGCAGGCAGGAGAGGUUGCCCGGGUAUUGCUCUUGCUGUUGCAACUUUGGAGCUUAUACUUUCAAACCUUGUCUAUGCAUUUGAUUGGGAGUUGCCUUGUGAUAUGAAGAAAGAAGACAUUGACACUGAUGUUUUGCCUGGAGUUACUAUGCACAAGAAAAAUGCCCUUUGCCUUGUCCCUAAAAAUUAUCUUUAGACCUA